AUGGCGACCCCAAUGGGCCCUCCAGUCCUUCCAGGCUACUCACUCCGCGUGCAGCUCUUCUCACCACUUGCGCAUGCCUUGGGCGACAAGCCGAUACGAUGCUUUCGAGUUGUUACCAAUCCCGAGGCUACGAUACGGGAAUUCUGCCAGGAAGCUUCACGGAUUCAUGAGAUCAACUAUGGAGAGCCACUUGCGAUCAAAAAGGUGCAAGACGACCAGGAAUUUGAUAUCACACAGAACGAGAUUCUAGGACAUCUCUUUACGAAUACGGCUACCAUCCGAGUGAUUCAAGCUGCUGCGAACCCCAGCAUCCGCGACUCUGUUCCUCCAACAUCGGCCCUUCGAUUCGAUCCAAACGUAACUCGCAAGAGGGAAAGGGAGGGAAGUGUGCGACCUAAUGGAACAUCCCCGUCAAGUGCUUGGAAACCCAACAAGAGACAGAGGGUAUCGGAACUGGAUCCAGACGAACCUCUACCAUCCCGAGAAAAUGAACCUGAGCGGAGGAAUGGUCGUGCACCAGAAGUCAAGGUCAUCCCCGAUUCACAAGAUGAGGGACCGAGUCCUAGGCAAUUCAACCCUUCACGUCAAGUAAGACAAAACCUUCCUCGAAUCCCAGAGACCGCUUCUCCAUCACCUCCACCAGAAGUGCAACACUCCCCAAAACUUGCGAAUGGCAACGCUGACCAGCAUGGCAUAAAGUCCGAGAAACAGAGUCAAAAUGGUGUCUCGAACCACAGUACCGAAAUGCAGAACUCAAGUCCCCUCGUACAAGCUUCGGAACGAGCACAAUCAAACGGUUCACAAAGAGCGAAGAGUUCGAGCUAUCAUAUUUCGAGACCUGCGGAUCGCGGAACGUCAGUCUCCACUGCAGCCACCAGCCCAUCUUCUGUUGACCAGCAAACCCCCACUCAGAAUGGCCUCAUAUCAGCGAACAAGCGCAAGAGAACUGACCCUCCACCAAAACCACGCCCAAAUGCAAAUCGAUCGACGAAUGAGGAUACCAUCUACGACAGCAUUGUGUCAGAGGAUGAGGGCGCUGCGAUUCUGAGAAAGAAGAAGUCGUCGUUGAAGAUGCGGAAUAGUCCGAGCAAUGGUCUUCCUGGAAUUGAUUCAAUUUGGUCCAACAACACAUUCAAUACGCCACCCAAUGGAACCCGACGCCCGGUUCGAUCCCGGGAAGGUUCUUCAGCUGGCGAACUGCCUCUCACUCCAAACAGCAAAGAACGCGAAAAGAGACAACAAGAGAAAGGUGAGGCGGACGAGGCUAAGAAAGCGCGAAGAGCUGCAGCAGAAGCUGCGGAACAACGAAGACUCGAGGCGGAUGAGGCGCGGCAAGCUGAAGAAGCUCGCAUUGCUAAGGAAGAACGGGCGAAGAGAGAACAGCAAGAACGGCUUGAGGUCGAGGAAUCCCAACGAGAAGCGGCCAAACGACAAUCUGUGAUUGAAAAGGCAGCUCGCUUGCAAAAGGAGUGUGAGGAGAAGAGAGAAGCCGAGGAGCGAGUUGUUAAGGAAAAGGCCGAAUCAGAACGGCUUGCAAAGAAGAAAGCAGAGGCUGAGGCAAAGAAGCUGCGAGAAGAGAAAGAAACAGAACGGCAAACACAGGCUGAAGAGGCUAAGAAGCUGGGUAUGGUAGAAGAGAGAAAAAUGCAGGAAAAACGAGCUGCUGAAGAGGCACUAAAGAAGAACUCAGCGUCACCCGAAGAGCAGAGACAAAGGCACCAUUCAUCACCCAUUCUUCCUAGAGCAGCUCCUUCAUCCGCGGCCAAGACCCAAUCAUCUACACCGUAUAUUCCGAGUGGUCGAAAAUCAGCUCUCAAGUUCUCACUAUCUUCUCAAGCCGUUAGCUCAUCCCCAAGCUCUCCUGAGGUAUCUCGAGGCGUUGGUAUUGAAGCCCAGAUGCCAUUGCCGUCGAAAAUGAACAGAAAGGUUUCUUUCGAUCUUCAUGAACGCAAAGAGACAGCGAUCAAACCACCAACCAGGAUCUUACCUCCAACAAAAUCAGCGACACCCAAAGUUUCAGUGUCAAAAGUUUCAACUCCAGCUUCGAAAGACUUGACACGGAAACUUUCACAGCAAGGAUCUGGUAACCACCUCAAAUCCUUUUUAUCCAAGAUGGCUAACCAUGCUCACGUUCUAGUAGCACCAGUGAAGCACCUUAAUACCCCGAUCCCGGUCCCUUCCGCUUUGAGACGAUCUAGUUUGGAACGGAGCAUAACGCCAAUUGGACGUGCUGCAGUGAUACCCCCGCCCAAAGUGCAAUCUCCGCAGAUCACUAGAACGAAAAUCACUCCUCCAACUCGUUCUGCAUCACAAAAGAGUGAAACACCUGUGAUCCCUCCUGAAAAGCUGAUUGUAAUCGAGGAUAGUGCUAGUUCUGAUUCAGAUUCUGAAGAAGAUAUCCCUGCCGUAGUCAGCCCUGCCAAAUUAGCAAAGUCCACUUCUCUGUCAUCAAAACCAACUUUACCCACCCUGGUUGCCGCUAAGACGGAACAGUCGGAAGAGGAAGAGGAAGAAGAGAUUGAUGAGGAUGAAACACAGAGUCACAAUCCUUCGACCCGUGACAGUCGGUCACCAGUCAUCUACAGCCAACACACGAAGACAGAACCAGUGCCUGCUUUGCGACCUGCGCUCGAAAGCCACAUCGGAAAGGACGGCGGUGACAAUGAAUCCUCUAAGAGCAGCUCGGAAGACUCGGAAGAAGAAUUUAACGAGCCAACUCCGAAACCAAAGUCAAGGGAAGUCCCGAUAAAAGAUGCGGAAGGUGAAGAAAGCGAAGAUUCGGAAGCUGAAGCUGAAGCCGCAAAAGCUGAAGCCCAGGACGUUGAGAUGGAGGAUGAUGAAGAGGAAGAAACGAGCGAGGAAUCUGCAUCUGAGUCUGAAGGCGAAGGCACUGAAGUCCAAGUCCCCAAGUCCAGUCCUCCGAUUCUCCCUGCGGCCAAGCCUGCCAAAGUAUCAGCGCCAAAGCCAACUCAAACCAAUAACUGUAAGGUCUCUACCACACCAGAGGAAUUGAGUACUCAAGACGAGAUCGAUCAACAACUAACCUCUUCUGUGUAUGAAGCCCGCUCGGCCAUCAAUUCUUCUGCAGUACCUUCCUCAAGUGCCAUUAGACCGGCGUUCAAAGUGGGAGCCAGCCUGUCAGGCUUGAAUUCCGCCAAACAACCACUCGGAUCGAAGACCACGAAGCCUUCGACUACGACGAAGAGUUCGCAGCAACCGAAAGUCAACAUGGAUAAUGGAAGCGAAAGCGAGGAGGAGGAGGAGGAGGAAAGCGAUGAACAGAGCACAUAUUCUUCUGACGAAGAACCGAGGAAACCAAUAGCUACCAAAUUCGCAAUGAAAUCUCAGCCGAAAGCAAAAUACUCGGACUCGUCGGACGAGGAUUCCUCCGAGAACGAGGACGAGAAAUCCAAGGCACAAAAGGAGCUUACGGCGAUGAUUGAGGGCCUGGCGAAUGGCGAUAGCCAGGUUAGCCUGCCGAGUCCGAAGGCGUAUCGAAGCUCGACGCAGCAGGAGGUCAAAAAGUAUGGGAAGAAAGGGGAGAAGAAGGUUGACAAGUAUACUACUGGGUACAAGUUUUCAAUGCCUAAGUGA
This is a messenger RNA of Hyaloscypha bicolor E, 3594 nucleotides long. RefSeq lists its product as uncharacterized. Bases 1 to 3594 code for a protein of 1197 amino acids. The record is from RefSeq and is a predicted model, not a curated record. The transcript is spliced from 3 exons. Lineage: Eukaryota; Fungi; Ascomycota; Leotiomycetes; Helotiales; Hyaloscyphaceae.